Geodia barretti is the source of this 562-nucleotide messenger RNA. The record is from the annotation of a GenBank genome assembly. NCBI's taxonomy places the organism in Eukaryota, Metazoa, Porifera, Demospongiae, Tetractinellida, Geodiidae.
AAAAAUAGGCCAUGGGCACAUUCCUUUUGCUUCACACCUAUUAUGCACAUGUGGAAACUCUUUCUCCAAUAUACAACUAAGAUUAUCUUUUAUUAUGCAGAGUCUUCCGCUCCUACUGUGCCAGGAACCAGCACUUCCAACACUUAUAAUCCACUCAUACAGCAGAUGUGAUAAUUAUGUUUUAGCAAAUUUUUUUAUGCAUAGUGGGACUAGAGGUGCAUUUUUGAUGGAGAAAACCAACAAAGCCACUGAAAGUUACUUGUUGAAUAAUAAUGAGUAAAUCUUUCAAUUUCAGCUUUAACCCCUCUCCCCCCUCACCAGGAAAGCUACCUGUCCCUAGCCAACUCCCUCAUCUCCUCCCAGUCAGAUCCCCAGAACCAGAGCAGGCUCAUGGAGGCCUUCUCUCUCCUCACUCCUCCCUCUCUCCCUCUGGACUCCAAGAGAACUUCCAAAAUCACUUUCAGAAAGAACCUCGAGCAGUUUCUACCGUUUGUGAAAGGUUUCUUGUGUACAAAUGACGACGUUUCAUCAUCAGUUGUUUUCUUUUUUACCAUUAUAGCAA